AUGGCAAAGGCAUUGCAGUUACCUGCAAUAAGUCCGUUUGAUGUAAAUGGUGACCAAACCAGUGUCUCACAAAGGUGGGAUAAAUGGAAGAAAACUUUUGAAUUCUACCUAACAGCGUCCGGCAUUACAGAUAAAGCGCAAAAAAGGGCUCUGUUUCUGCAUUCAGCGGGAAGUGAAGUUCAGGAAAUAUUCGAUACCCUCGGUGAUACGGGAGACGACUUGGAGGGCGCUAAAACGAAAUUGGAUGAGUAUUUUCAACCAAAACAGAACAUAGCGUUCGAGCGCCAUUUGUUCAGAAAUGCGGCACAAGGUGAAACAGAGAAAAUCGACAGUUUUGUGACUAGGCUGCGCAAGUUGGCCGUGACCUGUGAGUUUGAAAAGCCAGAUGACAAUAUUCGCGACCAAAUCGUUGAAAAGUGCAAAUCGUCAAAAUUAAGGAAAAGGCUCCUAAAGGAAAAGGAACUAACUUUGAAAAACGCGAUGGAUAUAGCCCGAGCUGGCGAAAUUGUAGACGAGCAAGCAGACAGAUUUAAGGGCAGUGAAACGUUUUCAAACUCUGAUGUUAAUACUGUCAGACCGUCGGUGAAUCACCCAAAAAGGUACGGGAGUGAGAAAAGUUCACAGAGGGAUGUCACGUGUUUCCGUUGCGGGCGCAAGGGCCACAUUGCAAGGAAUUGUACAAUCACUAAGGACAAAAAUUGUAAUAAGUGCGGAAAAAAGGGACAUUUCGCAAAAGUGUGUAAAACGAAAUCGGAUACCCCGCGCACAAAACCAGGUAGGGACCGCGGUACAAAACAUGUUCAUUUAGUACAGAGCGAAUCUUCGGAGGACGAGUUCGCGCUUGCCGUGCACGACAAGUAUACAAAUGGCAUGAUAGACAUUAAUGUGGGCGGAGCUACAGUGCAAAUGCUAAUCGACUCUGGCGCUACCUGCAACAUCGUAAACUCCAAUAUAUGGAGCGCCAUCCGCGCUAACAACGAGAAUAUGUCCCUAUCGAGAAAUACCAAAAGAUUGUUUUCUUACGGAUCAAAGGAACCACUACAAAUACUAGGAACUUUUCAGACAGUUGCAAAGUAUGGGUUACGUGAAACAUCUGCAGAAUUUGCUGUCGUUAAAGGUGAUUAUAUUUCCUUACUAGGGAAGGAUACAGCAGUCGAGCUAGGAGUUCUACGUAUUGGAGUCGAGGGGUCAGACCUUUGUUCUGUUAUAAGCGAAAUAGAUAAGAUCGUUGCCUCAAUGAAUACUGUUUUCGAUGGAGUAGGGAAGCUUAAAAAUUUUCAGCUUAGAAUUCAUGUUGACAAAACCGUGACUCCAGUAGCACAACCGCUACGACGCUUACCAUUUAAUGUAAGAAAAAGCGUGAACAAGAAGCUUGAGGAGCUGGAGAAGAUGGACAUAAUUGAGAAGGUAAACAACCCCACGGCUUGGGUAUCACCACUUGUCGUUGUGCCAAAGAAAAACGGGGAAAUUCGAAUUUGUGUCGAUAUGAGACGGGCCAAUACUGCAGUUCAACGUGAACGAUACCCGAUCCCGACGGUGGACGAAAUGCUGGAAGACAUGAAUGGCAGCAAGGUGUUCUCCAAGCUUGAUUUACGUUGGGGAUACCACCAGAUAGAGCUGGACGAGGAAUCAAGGGAGAUAACUACGUUUGUGACACACGAGGGCCUCUAUCGCUAUAAGCGCCUCAUGUUUGGAAUUUCCUCAGCAUCCGAAAUCUACCAAAGGGUGAUAGGGCAAGUCAUUCAAGGAAUUGAAGGAGUCCGAAAUUUGUCUGAUGACAUAAUUGUUUACGGAACAGACGAGGUGGACCAUAACAGGAAGCUUACAAAAGUGCUUGACAGAUUGGCAGAGAAGGGACUGACUCUAAAUAGAGAAAAGUGCAAAUUCGGUCUGUCGAAAAUUGUAUUCCUCGGACACGUGAUUUCGUCAGAAGGAAUCAUCCGGCCUGACCAAGAAAAGGUCCAAGCAGUAUCAGAGACCAAGACGCCGACGAAUAGUUCUGAAAUAAGGAGUUUUCUUGGACUACCUAAUUACUGCGGACGUUUCAUACCGAAUUUUUCGACGAUUGCAGCCCCACUACGCGAGCUAACAAGGAAGAGCACGCACUGGAGGUGGACGCAAAAACACCAGGAUGCGUUUGACAUGCUUAAAAAAGCCCUUGUAAGUGCUGAAGCACUAGCAUACUACAACCCAAAAGCCGAGACGAGGAUAAUAGUGGAUGCAAGUCCCGUAGGACUGGGAGCCAUACUAGCACAGAAACAACCAGACGGAUUGUUUAAACCAAUUGCAUAUUCAAGUCGAUCUCUAACCGAUGUAGAGCAGAGAUACUCACAGACUGAGCGCGAAGCGCUGGGUGUAGUGUUCGGUUGUGAAAAGUUCCACAUGUACAUAUACGGACUAGAGUUCGAAAUAUGGACUGAUCAUAAGCCACUGACCUACAUUUACUCUCCAAAGUCAAAACCACCAGCCAGGAUCGAGCGAUGGAUUUUGCGACUACAGCCUUAUAAGUAUAAGAUCGUCUACAUACCUGGACCAAAGAAUGCUGCUGAUGCUCUAUCGAGAUUGAGCCGAAAUCGGGUUGGCCGAAUACGCCACAUUGCAGAGGAGUACGCGUAUUUCAUCGCAGAAAAUGCUGUACCAAAAGCACUGACCAUCCAAGAAGUUCGUCAGAAAACAUCGGAGGACCCAGAACUCGCGGAGAUUAUGAGGAAGGUCAAGACGGGGGACGGCCGUCUGAGUCCAAAAUUUUGUACCGUGGAGGCGGAGCUUUCAGUCGUUGACGGAAUAGUAUUACGUGGAUCGCGCAUCAUAUUGCCCAAGUGCCUCAGGAGGCAAACAGUAUCCCUGGCCCACGAAGGACACCAGGGUAUUGUCCGGACGAAACAGAGACUAAGAGAGAAGGUAUGGUGGCCAGGUAUCGAUAUAGAAGCCGAGCGAUUUGUCAGAGCGUGUCAUCAAUGCCAACUUUUAACAAACAGCAAUAGACCCGAACCAGUUCGAACAACUGUUUUACCUGACGGGCCAUGGCAGGAUCUGGCUAUAGACCUUAUGGGACCGUUUCCCUCUGGGGAAUACCUAUUAGUCGUUAUAGACUAUUUCUCCCGAUUCCAGGAAGUAGCCAUAAUGAAGAAGAUAACUAGUGAGAGGAUCAUUUUCCAACUUGAAAGUAUGUUCGCAAGGCACGGCUUACCUUACAGCAUGCGGAGUGAUAAUGGACCACAGUUUGUGUCGGAGGAGUUUAAGGGAUACCUGGAUUUAAAUGGUAUCAAACACAUUCGGACCACACCAUACUGGCCGCAAGGGAAUGGGGAAGUAGAAAGGCAAAACCGAACAUUACUAAAAACUAUAAAGGCGGCAAACGCGGAACGUAAAGAUUGGAGACGAGAAUUACCAAAGUUCUUACUUGCGUAUCGCACGACCCCGCAUUCUACAACUGGAAAAAGCCCUGCAGAGUUGUUGUAUAACCGGAAAAUCCAUACCAAGUUACCAGAGAUGAGUAAAAGGAUCGAUCACCAAGAGUUACAAGAAACAGAUGCGAGACAGAAAUUCAAAUUCAAAAGAAGGGCGGACGAGAGGCGUGGCGCCGUAGAGUCCAAAGUUGAAAUUGGCGACACAGUUGUACAACGUCAGCCUAAGCGCGAUAAGCUGUCAACCGAGUUCGCGCCUGAAAAGUUUGUCGUGAGGGAGAAAUGCAGGAAUGCAGUGACACUCGAAGAUGAAAAUGGAUCAUCAGUAAAGCGAAACUGCACAGCUGUAAAGAAAUUCAUAUCGAACCGCGAAAAUGAAACAGAAUCGCGUGACCCGGAAAUUAGCGCAGAAGAAUCCGGAGAUGAAUCUGAUAAAGACCGUUCUGUCACAGAUACCGGAAGACCAUCCCGGGAACACAAGCCACCUGCGUAUCUAAGAGACUAUGUGACCACUUGA
Messenger RNA from Ostrea edulis (European flat oyster), 3924 nucleotides. RefSeq lists its product as uncharacterized. The coding region runs from base 1 to 3924 and encodes 1307 amino acids. The record is from RefSeq and is a predicted model, not a curated record. The transcript has a single exon. Gene Ontology annotation, molecular function: aspartic-type endopeptidase activity; zinc ion binding; nucleic acid binding. Lineage: Eukaryota; Metazoa; Mollusca; Bivalvia; Ostreida; Ostreidae. Gene Ontology annotation, biological process: proteolysis; DNA integration.